Molecule: messenger RNA, 928 nt
Organism: Paramecium sonneborni
Lineage: Eukaryota; Ciliophora; Oligohymenophorea; Peniculida; Parameciidae
Source: the annotation of a GenBank genome assembly
AUGAAAUUGUUUAAUUUUUUGUAAAAACAAACUAGUAAUGAACAUCAUAUAAUAUAUUCAAAUAAGGAUGAAUAUCAUGGUAUUAGUAUUGAUAAAAUUGUAAAGGGGAAAUGAAAGACAAUAUGAAACAUGGAAAAGGAGUAUAUAAGUUUACCAAUGGAAAUCGUUAUGAAGGAGAGUGGCAAUUUAAUGAAAAACAUGGAAAUGGAAAAUAUUUUUACAAUAGUGGAGAAUUGUAUAUAGGAUAGUGGUAACAUAACAAAAAGAAUGGACAUGGACAGCAUUUUGGAAUUUAUGGUGAUAGAUAUGUAGGAUAAUGGGUGAAUAAUUGUAAACAUGGAAGAGGAACAAUCUAUUAUACUGAAAAUUCAAUAUAUUCUGGUAAAAUUAGAGUAAGAGUUUAGGUGAAUUUUUUGAAAAUAAGAAACAUGGUCCUGGUUAUUAUUACAAUUCAAAUACAAGAGAGUUGACUUAUUAAUUAUAUGAUAAUGAUAAAUUAAAAGAGUAAAAAAUAGUACAUGAAUAUCCUGUUGAAUUUGAAAAUGUGUUUUCUGCAUUUUUAGCUAGAGACAAUAAUAUAAAACAUCCUCAAGAAUUACCCAAUAAUAAAUAACUAGAGGAAUUACACUAAAUUUAGCAGGAAACACAUGGAAUAGAAAAGUUAAAAGCUUUAAAUGAAACUGAGAUACUUAAAGGGAAAAAGAAAAGUAUUUAAAUCUUAUAUUAUAUUUUUAUUUAUUAGUGUAGGAUUGGAAUAUAGAUGAAGUUUGUACUUGGUUAGAUUGUUUAGGAUUAUCAUAAUACAAAGAGAAUUUUAUAAGAAAUCAUAUGAUAGGAGAUACUUUGCAUGAUUUAACAGAUGUUGAAUUAAAAGAAGAAUUAGGCAUUGAAAUAUUAGAACAUAGAAAACUCAUACUUCAGUAAAUCA